This is a messenger RNA of Paraglomus occultum, 570 nucleotides long. The record is from the annotation of a GenBank genome assembly. NCBI's taxonomy places the organism in Eukaryota, Fungi, Glomeromycota, Glomeromycetes, Paraglomerales, Paraglomeraceae.
AUGGUUUCAGAUCUGCGGCGCUUCGUUGAACGAUUCGUUCAAGUGUAUACAGCGCCGAAUGAACAUCAAGAACGUUAUUUUCUCAUAAUUCUAAAGUCAAACGUGUUAGUUGGUCAAGACCUCUGGCUUGAAUAUAAACGCCGCACCGCUUCACCUAAUGCACCAUUCGACGAAGAAGCAGCCAUGAAGUUAUGGAAUGAUUCGCCAACGUCAGCGUGCGGAAUGGACGCUUUUGUUACGCUUUUAACCAGAGUGUCGUAUAAUUUGCAAUUGUUUGAGUGUUUGGCGGAAAUACUGACACCCCCAAGAGAAUUGGUGAUGCGAUGGAUGGCUCCUUAUCUUAAUAGACAUAAUAAGUAUGAUUUUGAAGAGGAUGUAUGGCUAUGUGAUCCUUGGGGCAGUGGGUUCUGGACCGAGGACACGAGAGAGUUGAACUUGAGAAGAGAUAUGAUCAGUUGCUUGGAUAUAUUGCGGCAAUUCAAUGGCAGGGAAGAUGUCAUUGCGGAAGCACUGCGUAUUUUAGAGGAAAGAGAUGUUUGUGUAUAUUUGAAAGCAUACUGUCAAGGUUGA